Staurois parvus is the source of this 324-nucleotide messenger RNA. Lineage: Eukaryota; Metazoa; Chordata; Amphibia; Anura; Ranidae. The record is from the annotation of a GenBank genome assembly.
AUGUGCCACUUUCUCGUCUCCCCACACUGCUGCUGGGGGGACUUUUUUAACAUAGGCCUCUGUAUGGCCUUCAAUUUAAGCUGCUUACGCUUCGCCACUCUGCCAUGGGCCCCUGUACCCCUCCUCUUACUGCUUGCCAGGUCCAAGAGUGUGUCAUGGGUCCCUGUACGGCCUCCCAUUGCUGCUGACUUCAUCGCCAGACUCUGCCAUGUGCCACUUUUCAGGUCUCCUUACAACUGUUGGUGGGUUCCAUUUUGUGAUAGGGUGCUGUUAUGGCCUUCCAUUGCUGCUGCCUCCACCGCCACCCCUGCGCCAUGUGCCUCU